This is a messenger RNA of Danio rerio (zebrafish), 1048 nucleotides long. NCBI's taxonomy places the organism in Eukaryota, Metazoa, Chordata, Actinopteri, Cypriniformes, Danionidae. The record is from RefSeq and is a predicted model, not a curated record.
AUGUUCUGCAGCGGUGUGGGCUCUGGCCUUGAAGGGAGAUCUCAGCUUACCCCUCCAGGUGGCGGCACCAACCACCAGAGGAAAGAUUCGUACCCACUGGCCACCUCACCAUCAAGGGAGGUGAAGUGUUUUGUCAUUGUAAGUUCACUGAUAGUCGUCAUCAUGACCAUUAUCAUCAUUUCUCUGCUCCUGCUGGUUUCUCUGGUGCCACACCUGACCUUCACUGCUCAUGUGAGUAUAGUAGAUGGCCAGGAGGCAAAACCUCACUCCAGACCUUACAUGGUUUCUGUUCAACUGUUCGGUCAAAAUAUCUGUGCCGGAUUCCUCAUUUCGGACCGGUUUGUCUUGACGGCUGCACAGUGCUGGCACCACAAUCGAAAGGCUUUGACGGUUGUGGUCGGUGCCCAUGAUUUGAGAAAAUGUCAACAUUCCAAGCACUUUAAAGUGAUGUGCCACAUUACGCAUCCAGAGUUUAAUUCUAAAACUUUUGAGAAUGACAUCAUGCUUUUAAAGCUAAAGAGAAAAGUCCCACUGAACAACAAGAUAAGACCAAUAUCAUUACCAAAGAAUGGAGAACGUUUUAAAGCAGAUACUCUCUGUAGUGUUGCUGGUUGGGGAAGACUGUGGACUGAUGGCCCAGUGAGUGACCUUCUAUUGGAGGCAAAGACAGCUAUAGUGAAUGAUGCAGAGUGUAAACUCAGAUGGGGAUAUCAUUAUGUGCCCUCGAUGAUGAUCUGUGCUUUUGGUCAUGGUGGAUCCUGCAAUGGUGACGGAGGAGGUCCUUUGGUUUGUGGAAACACUGCUGUUGGAAUCACAAUUUUUAGAGACCGUUAUCUCUGUAAUUCACGUUUGCUUCCUAAUGUGUAUACCAAGAUUUCUGCAUAUGUUCCAUGGAUCCGCAGCAUAAUUGGAAAUGUCUAGCGAAAAUAAAAACAAAUGAAAUGUUUUUCUUGAAUUCUUCUAUGAAUUCUUCAAUAAAAGUAUCAUAUGGCAAGCAUCAAUCAGUUGAACUGUCCUCUUUGUCACAACCAUUUAUGAUAACAAUUUA